GAUUGCGUGUUGCAUUCUUGAGAACGGUGCUAAACUGGUGCAAACUGGUUUGUUGUGCCGUUGUAGAAUUAAUGUGAGAAAAUCUUAGUGAUGAGAUGUUAGUUCAUUAAUAGCGGUUACAAUUCAAAAGAAAUACAAUAAAUACGCUAUGGCUGACUCGUCAUAUGAAAAAGGUCUGACCGAACUGUCAAAAAUGAAGGUGGCUGACCUUAGAAUUGAACUAAAGCAAAGAGGACUCACCACUACAGGCAAUAAAAACGAACUUGUAGAAAGACUUCAGUUGGCAAUUCAUGGAGAUUCUGCAUUGUCCUUAGACGAAACAACAGAAGAAAUUUUAGAUGAAGAUGAAGUACUUGGUGAUGAAGAAAUAGAAGAAUUAUCAAGCAAACCAGAUUCUCAGGAAAUUACUGAAAAAAGAAAGCUGUCCAUUGACAGUAACAAUGCUAAUGCAAAAAAAAUAGUGUUGAAUCGCAAACCUGUACUUGAGGAAAUUAAGAAUGAUCAAGUAGAAAAGAAUGAAAAUAAUGUCAAAAUACCUGAAUCUGGACCACCAGAAAAAAAGAUUAUUAAAUUAUCAGAGCUUAGCACAAAAGAGAGAUUGGAGAUGAGGGCUAAAAAAUUUGGAGUGCCAUUGUCGGAUGCAGCGAAAAAGGAAGCUAGGUUAGCCCGAUUUAAUAUAAACAAUCAAAAUAACAAAUCAGCUGCAUCCAUAAAGACACCAGUGCAUACUACUUACGAGACAUUGAAGAAACGUGCUGAAAGAUUUGGGUCCUCUGUGUCUAAUUUAAUGGAAAAGGCCGAAUUAGCUGAACGAUUGGAAAAAAGGAAAGCCAGAUUUGGUGAAGAAAAGUCUGUCGAGACUAAAGCAUCUUACAAUAAAGUUAAGAUUACAAGUAAGAAUGAUCAGUCUUCUGUAAUUGUACAGCCAUACAGCUGUAAAGAAACGGAUGAACGAAAUACUCAGGACGCUAUAUUUUAUAAACGCUUGAUCGCUGUAUUGUUAUCAAAUCUUGUCAUACAGAAAAUUGAUGACAGAUUAAUUGGAACACUCAGUAUAGAAGCAUCCUCUGCACAAUUUGAGUAUCUUCAAAACUUUGUAAACAAUCAAGGCUCAAUAAGGGAGGUUGAUAGAAUCCUUGCUAGUGUGAUAAGUCAAUCUCAAUAUUCGGCAUGUCACUAUAUGACUGAAGCAUCUCACUAUUUCAAUUUACUAUCAGAAUAUUUGAUACAUUGUCUUUUCCUCAUAAAAGAACAUUGGGAUAUAACAAUAAUCUCCUUUACUGUUAUAGCUAGUUUUAUGAUUCUGAGAAGGCAAAGAUGGUCACGAGGUUUAAUUGUUUUUCUAAUGUUUGAUGUUAUAUUUAUAAUGAGUUUUUUUAUAACAUGGUGGCGACUUAUACAGGAAGCAGAAAUUAAAUUAAUGGCAGCACAAGCACAAUUUACAGAAAUGCCAAUUGCUUGCCAACCGCAUAAAAUGAAUUUUUGGGAUAAGAUGGUUGCAUCAUUUUCCUCUACAAACGAUUGUGAAAAAUACUAUCAAACAAUCAUGACUAAUCCGAGAUUGCAAGUAACACCAGCAUUUGCGUUGACGCAUUUUCUCUGUACAACUAUUUUUCAACCUUUCUCCUACCUUGGGACUGUCAUAUCUGAAUUUAUAGACAAUGCUACCAGUAAACUAAACUUUUUACAAAAGUUCCCUGUUGUAAUUAUCCUUUUUUUGACUUUGUGCGCAUGUAUAAUAUCACUGCCAUUUUUCUUAUUUGGCGGCUCUAUUGAUUUUAUGGGACCGUUCUACAAGUUUGGAAUAAGCGGUAGAGCAGAAACUAAACUAAAAAAAGAGCAGCAAGAGCGCAUCGAACGAAUUUGCGAGGAUACUUCACCUAAGAGGUUAAAACAUUCAGAAAAGAAGCAAACAACAUUGGUACAAGAAAAUGAUCCUGCUGGAGGUGAUGCUGGUGGUGAUACGUAUCAUCUAAGCAAAAAACAUAAAAAAUGCAAGUGUAAGAAUAAAGAUAAAGAUGAAAAUAUGGAAUGUGAAAAAGAAGAAACAGAUGAUGAUUGCCAAUAAUGCCUUUUUCAAGCUAUCACAUAUAUAAGUGCUCAUUAAUUUUGUUGCAAAAAAUGUAACAUUGCUAGCUUAAUGAUUAUUUAUGUUACAUAAAUUUUAAGUAGUAACUUGGUCAUUAUUGUAACAUAAAUAAUUAUCAAUUUUUUAAGUUAUUAAUAAUUAUGUUUGGUAUUUUAAUCAUUCUUCAAAAGGCACGAUUAAAUUAUUAAUAACAAAUAUACUAUGUAUUUGAGAUUAUAAGAUACUUGCCUUGUAAUGUAGAGAAAAUGGUUGAAACCGGUCAUACUGAAAUCGAUUUGAAAUUAAUUAUACAAUAUCAAGUUUUAAUAUCAGAAAUGAUUAAUCAUAUGUCAUUGCAUAAGGCAUAUCUUUUCAUAUUAUGCGAUCUAUUCAUAUCUUUCUUUAUUAAAAUCUCACUAUUUUUGCGAAUAUAACUGCGAAUUAUUAAUGUAUUACAAUUAUUAUAUUUUUAGACAUUACUAUUCACUGUGAUAACUAAACUGCUAAAUAUAUUUAAUCGUAAAGUAAUGUCUACUGAAUAGUAUUAUAUGUGCGUUUAUUAUUUUGUAUAAUUUG
Linepithema humile (Argentine ant) is the source of this 2644-nucleotide messenger RNA. Lineage: Eukaryota; Metazoa; Arthropoda; Insecta; Hymenoptera; Formicidae. The record is from RefSeq and is a predicted model, not a curated record.